AUGGAUCACAAAAAAAGUCCUACAAGCAGGAGAACCAAACGUCAGUCUAAGGCCUUAGAAGAAAAUUAUUGGGAUUGCAGUGUUUGCACGUAUAGGAAUACAGCUGAAGCUUUUAAAUGCUUGAUGUGUGACAUAAGGAAAGGAACAUCGACUAGGAAACCUAGAAUAAAUCCCCAAUUAGUUGCCCAACAAGUUGCUCAACAGUUUAAUCCAACACCUGCCAAAACUCAUAAGAGAGAAAAAUCAGAUAAAAAGUCUAUGAAUGACAGGAGGUCAAGCAAGAAAAAACAUCAUUUGAGAAAACUUAAAAAUGUCGAUAGAAAUUCUGCUGAAACGAGAGAAGUUACUGUUAAUAAUAUAACAGUUAUGAUAACAGAAUAUAAACCUAAACCUGCUAAAAAAUUGGUGUCUGAUCAAUCUGGACAGUCUAGUAGAGCAUCAUCUGAAUCUGAAUCGAGCAGUGAAGCUCCGAGUGCAGCUGCUGAUUCUGAUUCUCGCAGUUCCUUAUUAAAAUUAAAAGUUUAA
Messenger RNA from Pediculus humanus corporis (human body louse), 525 nucleotides. Its product is annotated as YY1-associated factor, putative. Gene Ontology annotation, cellular component: nucleus. Gene Ontology annotation, biological process: positive regulation of DNA-templated transcription. The transcript has a single exon. Bases 1 to 525 code for a protein of 174 amino acids. Gene Ontology annotation, molecular function: transcription coregulator activity; DNA binding. The record is from RefSeq and is a predicted model, not a curated record. Lineage: Eukaryota; Metazoa; Arthropoda; Insecta; Psocodea; Pediculidae.